AUGGUACUGCAAAAUCGGUCAUUUUCUCAAACUCCGCCACAUAUGACUCCAUCUCAGGGGGUUCGUCAGACUUUGCCCAUGCCACCUCCAUUCCCAAACUUAGACGAACUUAACCAAGUGAACUAUUUUACCACUUCUCAACCAGCUACUUCUGAACCUCUUACCCACCUAGUCACUCAAAAUGCUCCUCUCUUGUUUACAGCUACUUCUUCAAAGACUCAGUACAUACCGCCGGCACCUCAUCAAGUUCCGCCGGUAUAUACUUAUGCCACAGCCCCGCCAUUGACACAAACCCAAGGACUAUGUCACGCAGAUGUUGAUCAUUAUGUCGAAGUCGAAAAGGAGACAAGGGCAGUUAAUGAUGAAAUGAUAAAUAGAAAGCUCAAAAGUUUGGAGGAGGCUAUGAGAAGUUUACGUGGACUCGGUAGUAACCAAAGUGUGAGAUAUGAAGAAUUGUGUGCAUUUCCUGAGGUAGAAUUGCCACCAGGUUACAAGAUUCCAAAAUUUGAGAAGUUUGAUGGGUCGGGAAAUCCUUUCUUCCAUUUGAAAGUCUAUUGCGAAAAGUUGAUUGGCGUAGGAAAAAAUGAAGGGAUAAGAGUCAAACUAUUUAAUCAAAGUUUAAGUGGGAAAGCUUUGGAAUGGUAUUCCAAACAAGAUACAACCAAAUGGCGUACUUGGGAUGACUUGGCAAAUGCUUUUGUGGAUCAUUACAAGUUUCAUGUUGAGAUCGCUCCCGAUUUAUUUCAAUUACAAAAUUAA
This is a messenger RNA of Lycium ferocissimum, 759 nucleotides long. RefSeq lists its product as uncharacterized. Bases 1 to 759 code for a protein of 252 amino acids. The record is from RefSeq and is a predicted model, not a curated record. Lineage: Eukaryota; Viridiplantae; Streptophyta; Magnoliopsida; Solanales; Solanaceae. The transcript has a single exon.